CCGCAGGCUAAAACUGUCAUUUUCCCGAAAACGCGUGUGAUUGUUUAUGUGACUGCUAUCCGCAGCACGCUGUAUUUUAAGUUUGCCAUUCUAUACAUUAGUUUAUUAUUUUUGAAAAAAAGAAUACAGAAGUUUAGACUCGCACAACGAUGAUUCAAACUAAAAAAAGGCCUGCGCCCAGCGAUAAGGCAAAAUCGUCGUCAGAAAAAGACGUGAAGAAACAAAAAUUAACCAAAUCCACACCGGAUGAGGCCGAUACUAAACCGGCUGAAAAGUUUUCGAUGCGGCUAGAUGCUAGCUCCCACAAGCAGAGUGGCAAAUUUCAGAAAAAAUGGACUGCCACGGGAGGUAAGAAAGCAGACGCCAAACCGUUCGGUGAAAAAAAGCCAUUUGUCGAAAAUACACCGGAGGCCAAGAGGGAAUACUGGAACGGUCUUAAGGCGAAACAAAAGGAACUACGGGAACAACGACGUAAAGCGAAGACAAAAGACCUUUACGAGCUGAGUGUGGGAGCGAAAAAGAUCUACGAAACUUUAAAGAGAAAAAGUACAGAAAAUAAAGAACAGUUGGUUGUUCGUUUGCACGAAAUGCUAAGUAAGGACAAUACGUACAGCAGAAUUGCCACCAGUCACGAUACGGCUCGUGUGAUUCAGUGUAUGAUUAAAAACGCCUCAGAAGAAGUGCGUGCCCAGAUAGCGGAUAAGCUGCUACCGACCAUCAACGAACUUGCCAUUUCCAAAUACGGGCACCAUUGCGUGACAAGCCUCCUAAAACACGGGUCGAAACCACUUGGUGUUAAAGUCACGGAUGCGAUCAUCAAACAUGUGGUGAAAAUGACCACCCAAACCUUUUCCGGGUCGAUUGUUGAUUUGGUUUAUAACGAGUACGCCACUAACCAACAGAAAGCUUUCAUGCGCCAGGCUUUCUAUUCAGAAAUUUAUCAGCACAGUAAGGAUAAGACUGUUUCCUGUAUGAAGGACACCUGGGAAACUAACAGCUAUAUGAAAAAGACGGUUAUCUCUACGGUGAAAGGUCAUUUGGUACAGGCGGCCAAUAAGCAGCUCACGGAUAAUGCACUGCUGCACACACUAUUGUUAGAUUUCCUACAGGAAGCAGCGGAAGUCGAACGGUCGGAAGUUAUAGAAUUGUACCUCCCUCACUUGGCGGCGAUUUCCAGCACGAAGGAUGGAGUAACGGCUGCCAUAUUCUGUUUCCUGAAUUCCGUAGUUAAGGAUCGCAGGGCAGCCUUGAAGGCACUUAAGCCAUAUGCAGAGAAACUGAGCAUUCACGAGCAUGGCCACCGUUUGGUGCUUUGCAUUCUAAACUGUUACGAUGACACAGUUAUUUUGGGUAAACAACUGGUGGCGGUGCUCCUGGAGCACGUGGAAACCAUCGUUGCUAGCGGGGAGUGGGGCCGAAAGGUUAUAGGGUGGAUAUUUUCCCCUGCCGAUAAGGAUCUGCUUCAUCCGACGCAGAUCGAAAUUUUGGACGGUUACUUGAAGUACAGCAAAAAAGACAAAGACAUCCGCAGAAGGGAAAUCUUCACUGCCGCUGUGGAAUCGUUCGUUAAAGAUGUAGAAGCGAACGCGAGCUUUUGGCUGCGGGGAGGACACACGGCUCUACUGACGGCCGCUAUUCUCAAGAAUCUUACUGGAGAACAUUUAAAGAGGAUCCAUCAGGCUCUUGCGAAGGUGAUUUGUGAUCCGGAGUGGCAGAUUCACGAAAACGAAAUCAACCCAGAAGGGCUACCUGUACUGGAAGAUGCAUUUAAAAAACCAGACGAAAAUAAAAAGAAUGGAGGCAAAGUGAAGAAACUUAAACAGAGUCCUUUUGCUGAAGAAAAGGAGAAAAAACGUCAAAAACUAUUGGAAGCAAAUGCAUUGCUGAAUGGGAUUGAACAUGCAGGAGUGCACAUUGCUCUGAAAAAAAUAAUCAAACUGGAUUCCGAGAAACGCCAACAAGACGCAACGGCCUCUCAGUUUGGAGAAGCAAUAGUCGAACAACUGGAAAAGGAAUCGAUCACAACAUGGAUUCAGCAAAACCGACCCUGCUUCCUUCUGCUUCUAAUAUUUGAAAACAGCAUCGAAUCUGUGCAGAAAAAAGUGAAGCAAACGCUCAAGCCAGUAAAAGCCGAACUUAAACUUCAGAAACACACCGGCGCAAAAUUGUUGCUCGAGAAAUUAAAACUUUAAUCUCUCGCUCGAAGAGGGAUACUUUUUUAUAGUUGUAAAGCAAUUGAAAUAUAUCAAUUAUCAAC
This is a messenger RNA of Wyeomyia smithii (pitcher-plant mosquito), 2257 nucleotides long. It is a transcript of the gene peng, whose product is annotated as protein penguin. The coding region runs from base 150 to 2192 and encodes 680 amino acids. NCBI's taxonomy places the organism in Eukaryota, Metazoa, Arthropoda, Insecta, Diptera, Culicidae. The record is from RefSeq and is a predicted model, not a curated record. The transcript is spliced from 4 exons. Gene Ontology annotation, biological process: regulation of translation. Gene Ontology annotation, cellular component: nucleolus. Gene Ontology annotation, molecular function: mRNA binding.